Molecule: messenger RNA, 1114 nt
Organism: Anopheles coustani
Lineage: Eukaryota; Metazoa; Arthropoda; Insecta; Diptera; Culicidae
Exons: 2
Coding region: 117-734 (205 amino acids)
Source: RefSeq, a predicted model, not a curated record
GACGUAGCGGAGGUGUUGGAUGCAGCUUAGAGCCUUCAAAACUGAUCCGGUUCCGAAUGCCGCUGGUCAGUUUCCUACAAGCAGCAGUUCCGUUCGCUUCUUGGUGAUCGAUAUUCAUGACGAUGGUGUUCUCCUACUCGAUGAUGAUCGCUUUCACCGUGGUGUUGUUUUUACUUUCAAUUUGCAGUGCUGAGAAGACAGAGAGUACUUCAGAAGGCACGCCGCAUUCGACCUCGGUGGUGCAGCAGCAGUGCAGCGUCUGCUGGAGCACGGAAAGUGCGGGCCAUUGCCAGCACGGUGCCAAAACGGAACCAUGUUCCGACGAUCAGCUCGAUGCGACCGUUAGCAAGCUGCGCCUGAUUAAUCCGGCGGCGAAGGUGCACGUGGCGGACAACAGUUCCACCGGUGGACAUCAGGGUAUGCAGCACAAGUGCUACACGCUGUCCGCCACUACCGGCGUUGGUGCAUCGAGGAAGGUGUUCUACGCCAAAGGGUGCACGACGGCAGCGAUAGAUCCGUGCACCGGUUGGGCCAAGGAAAAUGGUGACUGUGAACUGUGCACCGGAAGCAACUGCAACGCCGCGGCCCCGGUGGAGUUGGGACGCAACGUAGCUGGCCUCGCGGAGGGGAAGACCAAACACUCAGGAGCCGACACGAUAAGGAUCGUCAACGGCCUAACGGUGGUGCUGCUGGCAGCUGGUGCACUUAUGAUGGGUUGCGCAAACAGUUUCUAAACACUAAGCAAUACAAAUAGUUGCAAUGCGAUACCAAAACCCCCGGCUCAUCUAUCGCUAACGGCAGCGUAACUGGGGUAACUUCUUUAAUUUUAACAUCUCCACCGAACAAUAACGUUCUCUCAUGCCAAAUCCUUACCGUUCUAGACGAUAAAGAAAAGAAAGAAAAAAUGUACUGUUCCAAGAUAAACCCGAACCGGGGCGACACACGAUACACGAUACACGAUGUUCCACCUCGUUUAUGUCACCUACCUAAUUAAAGAAAUCAAACGAUUCCGCAGCAAUAAAGUAUGGUGGGGUGCAAGUGCGCUCAGCCAAUGUUUGAACGAACGGAGAUUACACAUAGGACAGACAUGAAAUAAAAUUUCCAAAAGUGCACU